Gordionus sp. m RMFG-2023 is the source of this 3741-nucleotide messenger RNA. RefSeq names its product potassium voltage-gated channel protein Shab-like. Gene Ontology annotation, biological process: protein homooligomerization; potassium ion transmembrane transport. The coding region runs from base 1373 to 3499 and encodes 708 amino acids. Gene Ontology annotation, molecular function: protein binding; delayed rectifier potassium channel activity. Gene Ontology annotation, cellular component: voltage-gated potassium channel complex; membrane. The record is from RefSeq and is a predicted model, not a curated record. The transcript has 8 exons. NCBI's taxonomy places the organism in Eukaryota, Metazoa, Nematomorpha, Gordioida, Chordodea, Parachordodidae.
CGACAUUUAAUGCUAAAAAUUAAUUUUGGCCAUUCAUCAAUUUUUCAAUGGUGUGAUUUUUUUUUCCUCUUAUUAUUAUUAUCACCAUGAUAUAUUCAGGUAAAUAAAAAUCGACAUAAAAUUUAAAACGUUAAUACCAAAAAAUAUGACGGUGACUGGACCCAAAUAAAGAAAUUUAAAAUUCGUCCGGACUGGACAGGCGCUUUUUCUUCCGCUUUUAUACGUUGUGAAUUAUUUUGGAAUAAAAAAAUGAUUUUUAAAUAGAAGUCUGUUUUGAUUUAAAAUUCACCCGCCCAUCACCGGGUCAUUGUUUUAAAAAUACUUUUUCAACUGCCCGCACACCCGCCGAAUAUUUAAAAUCUUUUAAACAUCCGCCCAUAAACUAAAUACCCGCCCAUUGCAGACCUCGAUAUUGUUUAAUGGAUAACUCGUUUGAAACGCGUCUCGUCCGAGAUGUAUUCACUUUUGGAGUUUGAUCUUUCUAGACUCUACACCCUAAAAUUAUAUCCAUCCCAGAACCUUUCAGUAUCUUCAGAUCUGUUGGGAAACGUCCAGAUGGUAUAAACCAAAUUUCUUGGAAUAGAGUUCAAUUCUUAAUUUAGGAUUAUUCCUGUAUUGAUCCCUUAGCCCCUACAUACAUUUAUACAAACGUAUUUGAUCUCGAAUAGCUAUAGAAUAUAAAUCUAUAUUCUGAAAUAUCCGAAAAGCAUAAUUCAUGCCAAUAAUCUCCUCUAUAUUAGCUACAUUUGCUGGCCGCGUUUUAUCUUUCUUCAAAGAACUCAAUUCACAUAUUCACAAAAAUACCGAUGAAUCCAGAGAAUGUUUUUACCUUGAACAAAGGCUUUCCUUUGGCACACACAAAUCGAAUUACAUCAGCUAAGGAGCCAAAUUAACCUUAAUAGUCCUUUUUACAUAAUAUUAGUUCCUUUUUUUUCAAAUUUUUUUAUGUAUAUAACUAUAAUAUACUAUCAUUUUUAUUUUUAUAUUAUAACAUGUUUUGAUUCUAAAAAUAAUUAAACCGUUCAAUUAAUAAUUUUUUAAUUUAUUUUAAAAGAAUUGUAUACACGAAUGAUUUUGUAUCUUAAAAUUAAAAACCAUUUAAUAAAAAUUGAAAUAUAGUUUAGCACUAAAUAGAAGGAUAAAAACAAUCGGGUCACAAAGUAUAGAGUUCUGAUACAGACCCCGCAAAAUAUUUCGAUGGUUAACAGAUAGGCAAUAUCGGAUGAGUUUUGGUUUUAAAUUUAUUUCUCAACAUUUAAUUGCUUUUCGGAGAAUAAUUGUUCAAAUUUCCCUACUCCAAGACAAAAUUAUUUUCAGAAAAACUCUGAAUAUAUUUCGCAUUUAUAUCAAUGCAGUAUUAUAAUAUUCGAUAAUGCGCAAUAAAUCCAUUGUCAAUUCACCUAGUCACAGCAACAAAACCCAUAAGAAAAAGAAAAAUUUUUUAAAUAAAGUUAAAGAAUCAACAUCGUCUCCUCUUAAAGAACUUAAAAUUGUUAAUGCUAAUGAGGUCAACGCGGAAACGGAAGUUAAAAAAAAUGGCAUUACAAAAAAAUUCUGCGCUGGUAAAAAUAAGGUGCUAUUUCGUAAUACCCACGAUUCAUAUCCUCGCAACAACAUUAUGGGUCAUUAUCCUAAUUCGGCCAUUCCCAACGUAUUACGCAAAGGAGGGCGAAGGCAUAGUUGGACCACCACUGAAUCCAAGAGAAUAAUACACGAUUUCGUCAAAAAAGACUACCUCUCAUACUAUGUCAAGGCAUCGGAUAAUUUUAAUCGUAGCAGAGUGAUACUCAACGUAGGCGGAUCGAAACACGAAGUACUUUGGAAAACGUUAGACAGGCUUCCCCAUACCAGACUGGGUCGUCUUAGGCAUUGCAACACCUUCGAAGAAAUCCUUGAACUUUGCGACGAUUUCGACAAGAAAUCCAACGAAUAUUUUUUUGAUCGACACCCCAGGAGUUUUGGUUCCAUUCUCAAUUUUUAUCGAACCGGGAAGUUGCAUUUGAUAGACGAAAUGUGCAUUUUAUCUUUCAGCGACGAUCUAGACUAUUGGGGUGUUGAUGAGUUGUACCUGGAAUCUUGCUGUCAACAUAGAUACCAUCAAAAAAAGGAGCACGUAUUCGAUGAAAUACGUAAAGAAUCAGAAAGUAUUAAAGAACGCCAAGACGAAUAUUUUGGUAGUAAUGUUUGUUCACCUUAUCAAAAAUGGACAUGGGAUCUCUUAGAAAAACCUGAAUCUUCCAAAGCUGCCCAUAUAUUAGUCAUAAUAUCAAUCGCGUUUAUCGCUCUCUCAACUAUCGCCUUAACAUUGAAUACUAUUCCUAGUCUUCAACAACACGAUGCUAAAGGUCACGUCAAGGACAAUAACGCUUUAGCUAUAGUGGAAGCAAUAUGCAUAUGUUGGUUUACGUUGGAAUACGUUUUACGAUUUUGGGCAUCCCCCAACAAAUGGAAAUUUUUUAAAUCUUGUCUCAAUAUAAUCGAUUUACUAGCUAUCUUACCUUAUUACGUUUCCCUCUUCCUGAUAGAGUCUAACAAAAGUGUCGAACAGUUCCAGGAUGUUAGGAGGAUCGUACAGAUUUUUAGAAUAAUGCGUAUAUUGCGUAUCCUCAAACUCGCUAGGCAUUCUACGGGACUCCAGUCCUUGGGGUUUACCCUGAAAAACAGUUACAAAGAAUUAGGAUUGCUCAUGCUUUUCCUGGCCAUAGGUAUCCUAAUGUUUUCUAGCUUGGCUUAUUUUGCCGAAAAGGACGAGGUAGGAACCAAAUUUAAGAGUAUUCCUGAGACAUUUUGGUGGGCCAGUAUAACCAUGACGACAGUAGGUUAUGGAGAUAUUUAUCCCACUACGGUGCUGGGGAAAAUAGUCGGCAGUAUAUGUUGCAUAUGCGGCGUUCUGGUUAUAGCCCUACCUAUUCCGAUCAUAGUCAACAAUUUUGCUGAAUUUUACAAGAAUCAGUUGCGCAGGGAAAAGGCUUUGAAAAGGAGGGAGGCCUUAGAGAACGCUCGUAAAACUGGUAGUAUUCUAUCAUUCCAUUCCGUGAAUAUGCGAGAAAAUUUGGCAAAAAGUGCCGACUUGAUUGAUGUCAUGGUCGACAGCGACCAUAAUCAUGAACACAAAAACGAUAUUCGUAAAAAUUCCAAUAUCCACAAGGCUUUGACUGACUACCCGGAAAAAUAUAACAAAUCCGAAUUAGAUGUAACCAUAAGUAUAGAAGACAAUAUACAAAAUCUCUCAGACUCAACUUUAUUCUUGAAUCAAUCCAAUCACUCUUCACGAAAUUAUGUUGAUAGUAAGAUGCAAUAUAAUUUUUCUAAUGACAAUGGGAAACUUGAUUUCGUCCCGAUAUUAAAUAAAAAUCCUACGAGGCAUUUAAGUUUUAUUACAAAAAAGUAUUUGGAAAAGCCUAAACAAAAUCAUGCCCUUCCAUAUAGAAAUACCCUUUCGUCACCGUGCGAAUUAAUCCCAUUGCAUAUGAAUGAUGAUUUCAACUUUAAUAUAUAGAUGUAAACUGUGAUAAAUGUAAAAAAAUUUGAAGAAGUGAUGUUACACUCCAAUAUCCCAACACUUAACGAGCAACGGAAGCUAUAUUAAUUCAUCCUUUAUUAAUAUUGGUCUAAAUUGCAAGAAUCUGUGAUGUUGAUAUCAUUAUGUUUAAAAACAAAUAUACUUCUAAUCAUUACCUAUAUUAAAUUAUUAAAUUAAAUCAAUUUUACAUAUUUGGCUAGUGCAAUAAUAUAAUAUGU